This is a messenger RNA of Physcomitrium patens, 2504 nucleotides long. RefSeq names its product protein LAZ1. The record is from RefSeq and is a predicted model, not a curated record. Lineage: Eukaryota; Viridiplantae; Streptophyta; Bryopsida; Funariales; Funariaceae.
AGAGGGGGAAGGGGGUCUCGAUUCCAUUCUCGCAGCUCGUGGUUUUUGUUGCCUGGUUUCGACGUCCCGAUUGAUUUCCUCUCUUUCCGUUAAUUGCAUCCCCUUCCUUUUCGAAAAUCCGUCUCUCGCGACGCUUGUGAAUUUCGGCAACUCAGGGACUAGCAAAGGUAAUUCGUUGCACAGGUGGAGGGAGGUUCUGGUGUGCGAAGCUCGAAUGCGAUGGAGGGUGGGCUUGAUUCUUCGUGGUGUGUCUCUUGGAAGCGAUGUUGGUGUUUGGCGAUCUGUUUAUUGAUAUUGAUUUGCGUAUGAAGGACCACAUGUGGAGCUUCAGGCUCCUACCUGCAGGGUCAAGAAGAGCUGAUGUGAAAGAAUGAUUACCCAAGAAAAACAAACCUGUAUCAAAGUUUGGCUGCGUUAUGAACUGGACUGCUGGAAUUGGAAGAAGAAGCAGGGUGUGUGCCUGAAUGAUGAUGUUAGAAGUCAAGCAAGUGCUAGCUCAUAUCUGAUUAGACUGGACUGUGGCAUCAGGAAUCAAAUGCUAUUAGAAUAGCUUCCUGUGAUAUAUAUACAUAUUAAUAAUAUUUGUACAUAAAAAACACUAGUCGGUAUAAUUAAUCAUCAUCACACUACGCAGCGUAAUGCCCAAGAUUGCGGAGAUCUGGGGGAAAGGAUACAGGAUUCUAGAGGAUCAGCAUUGAACCAGUUGGAUUUGAGUUUAGGAGGAAGACAUUGUCGGCGCCAUGAACUUGCAUGAGGCUAGGGCCGCUGUUGUCGCAAUAGGUUCAGAGGCCUCUAUUCACGGAUGGGCUGUCUUGAUAGCUGGAGUGUUUGUCCUAUUUUCCCUUUCACUCUCAUCAUUUCUCCUCUUCGAUCAUCUGUCGGCUUACAAUGAUCCAGAGGAGCAAAAAUGGAUAAUUGGCAUCAUAUUCAUGGUUCCAGUCUACGGAAUAACUGCAUUCAUAUCACUUUGGAAGCCGAGUCUUUCGCUGCAAUCCAGCAUUCUGGGCAACAUGUACGAGGCUUAUGCGCUUUACUCUUUUGGAUGCUACUUGAUAGCAUGCUUAGGUGGGGAGGAUACAGUGAUACGAAAAUUAGACAGACAGGGGCUGAUGGGACCGAGUACACCAUUGUUGGAACAUAGUGCAGGAAUCAGAGCUUUGGUGCAGCAUCCCGCUCCUUUGAAGUGGUGUAUGGAUCCGUGGGAAUUAGGGCGUCCUUUUUAUAACGCCGCGAAGUUUGGCAUAGUACAGUAUAUGAUAUUGAAAACAGCUUGUGCCUUGGUAGCACUACUAUUGGACCUCGUUAACCUAUAUGGUGAUGGGGAGUUCACAUGGUACAAUGGGUACCCCUACAUAACGGUGGUUCUUAACUUCAGUCAAACAUGGGCACUUUAUUGUUUAGUACAAUUCUACUACGUCACCCACGAAGAGCUGCGGGAUAUCAAGCCAUUGUCCAAAUUUGUGUGUUUUAAAUCUAUUGUUUUUGCUACCUGGUGGCAAGGGGUUUUGCUAGCUUUUAUCUUCUCAUUACCUUUGGCGAAUUCGUGGGGCAAUAUUCAAACUAGCCUUCAGGAUUUUAUAAUUUGUAUCGAGAUGGCGGUUGCAGCUGUAGCUCAUUUAUACAUAUUUCCUGCAACACCGUAUCAUGAUCUGGAAGGUGGAAAGGACCGCAGUGUGAAAGUACUUGCUGAUUAUGCAGCGUUUGAUUCUCCUCUUGAUCCGGAGGAAGUCAGAGAGAGCGAGCGACCAUCUAUGGUUAAGUUCUUCGGUGUAGAUGUAGAGAAGGGAGGCACCAGUGUCAAAGAGAGUGUCCAUGACGUGCUUGUAGUUGGCGGAAACCAUGUGGUGCAUGAUAUGAAGGUAACCAUGUCUCAAGCAGUGGAACCCGUAGAGAAGGGUUUCACGAGGAUAAAUGAGACUAUCCAAUUUUGGGGUGGGAAGCUAGAGGAGAAAAAAGUCCGAGUGACCAAGGAUGAUACCUGGGUGGCCUCUCAGACAACUUCGUACUCUGAAGAUGUGAGAGGAUAUGAUGACCCUCUGUUAACAGGAAGCGUUAGUGACAGUGGGUUCUGGCGAGCAAGGAGGUCAAACUAUGGUAGUGCUGAGAGUAGUGGCGGAGAGAACAGUGAUUCUGGAUUUGGGGGUUUUAAAACAAGUGGCAAGCGCUGGACUAUAAGAAGGUGACACCUGUGGAGCGCGAACAUAGUUAGUUGUGUCUUCCUUUACCUUGCUGCUAUUGUUAUUUAGAGUAUUAGAGUUCGAAUUCUAGUAAGAAAUUGGCCUCAUUAGCAAUUAACUUGUGAGCAAAAUUGAGGUUGAGGGGCUCUAAUCCGAUCCCCUUGUACAUUAUCAAUAAUGUCUGGGACCGUGAGUGUGGCAUCCACCUUGCUAUUCAGAAUCGAUAUUCGAUGUUUGAUUUGGGAGCCUUCAAUCACUGUCACUGACAUGUUAAGAAUGGUAUUAACAUUUUUUUCCUUGUUGAUUUUGUGGAUAUCUCCACUUCAA